Molecule: messenger RNA, 474 nt
Organism: Colletotrichum graminicola M1.001
Lineage: Eukaryota; Fungi; Ascomycota; Sordariomycetes; Glomerellales; Glomerellaceae
Exons: 1
Coding region: 1-474 (157 amino acids)
Source: RefSeq, a predicted model, not a curated record
AUGUCGCUCAACCCAUCAUUCCCAACCGACAGGUUCGGCCCUGGCUUCACGGUCCCCUCGGCCGUGACAGUGACGGAGGGAGGACGAACCAUCACACUCACACCCACGCCGGAACCGCAGCCGACCUCCGAAGGCACACCAUUCCCCGAUAACAUCCUGCAACAGUCCGGCCUCGCACCGGGGCAGAUCAUCGGCAUCACCUUGGGCGCCACCUCGAGUCUCGUCCUCUUCGUCGUAGCCUUGGUCUGGUUCUGGAACCGCCGGAGGGCCAGGGCGCAAGCCGCCCGCGACGAGGCCCUCGACACUGUCAUGGACGACCCGGAAAAGCCCGACGAAGCCACGCUGAUGGGCACCAAUAACGGAGAGACAACGGAACUGCCGGCUCCGAGAGGGUUACACGAGAUGCCCGAGACACGAGAAGGGCCAGCUGUGGAACUACCGGCUCCCGUCGAGAGGCACGAGAUGCCAGCCUAA